Apiotrichum porosum is the source of this 9045-nucleotide messenger RNA. It is a transcript of the gene TEL1, whose product is annotated as Serine/threonine-protein kinase tel1. Gene Ontology annotation, biological process: DNA repair. Bases 1 to 9045 code for a protein of 3014 amino acids. Gene Ontology annotation, molecular function: protein serine/threonine kinase activity; protein binding. The transcript is spliced from 10 exons. The record is from RefSeq and is a predicted model, not a curated record. Lineage: Eukaryota; Fungi; Basidiomycota; Tremellomycetes; Trichosporonales; Trichosporonaceae.
AUGAACUCGGCGGUGCCCGGCCUGGCAAGGGCGCUCAAGCGCUACGACUCCGACAAGGUCCGCGAACGUGCGGACGGCGCUACAGAGCUUCGCGAGAUAUUCAGCAACCGCGAGAACAUCGACAUAUUUCACACCGAGGCUGAAUCCAAUGGCGGCUCGCCCUGGGUCCUCUUCUUCCAGGUCCUCUUCCAGGUCGUCGUUCUGGAGAAGCAAGCCGCCACCAAAACCUCAACAGCUGAGCGGCGACUCUCCGACGCAGCCUCCCUGGUUCGUUUUAUGGCGGAGCGCACCGUCCACCUCCUGAGCAAAAGGGCCUUUGUCGCCCUAUUCACCCACCUGAUCACCCUUUUCGCCCACAAUGGCCGCCCAUUCGAGCCAGUGGCAGUAGACUAUGCCAAGGCGCUCCGUACUCUCCUCUCUUUCAAGCCCCACCUCGAGCACCUGGACCGUACAAGCUGGGGCAAGAUCAUGGGUGUGUGCUGGGGAGUGGCCCUCGGCGAUCGUGUCUCGAUCGACGACGAGUGGCCAGACGAGGAUCACGUUAGCUUCACCGAGCAAGGCGGCCCAACGAGCCAACCUACCUCUAAGACCAACACCACCUUGCGCUCAGUCGCCAAUGAGAUCAUUGCUCUUAUCCCCAUCCUUCUCUCGAGUUCAAACGCACCCCUCGUUCCGCGUGCUCAACCCUUGCACCAGCAAGAUCCAGUCGAUCUCGCUCUGGGCUACUAUAUCCUCCUCAAGGUCCACCGCUACCUGGCACACCAGCCUUUCAAUUCUGUUAUCCCUCUUGACAUCCUGCGGUCUCUCAACCUCGUGCUCACCGAGCUCGAGCUCAACUGCAAGGACCACUUCACCGCGGCUUCCCUCAAGAUCUUUCCGCAGCUCGUCGCCAUCUGGACAGCAAAGGGCAAGAACGAUCUGAGGGUCCGGGAGCAUGUCCUCAUUGCGAUGCGCAUGAUGCUCCCAUAUAUCACCCACUCGUCUGUCAGCGAACAAGCGGACCAGGAGGUGACAGGAGACUCCACCAGAGACUCCAUGAUCAAGAUUAUCGACGCUGUCGGCAAGGACGCCGCUGGUCCAAAAGGCGUCAUUCGCCCUGUCGAGCUGGAAACGCUGCGUUUCACCUCCGGGCCAUGCAAGCGAUCGAACGACGAGGACGCUCCUCCGUUUGAGUUGACCGCCGUGGCAGCCGGUUUUGGAUUCGACGCGUCCCAGGCCCUCAACUGGGUAGCCAUCAGCCUGUAUGCGGAUUGUUGCUUCCUGACGAGCGACACCAAAGCAUCCCCUUCUUCCUCGACAGUUGCCAAUCACCCCCAAGUCCAAAAGAGGCAACGCACUGAGACCUCGCUCCAAAAGGUCAUGGCACUGACGACUACGGGCCCGAUUCAAACACGCUUGCUCGCGCUUCAGGUACUCGUUUUCGUUAUCGACAAGUACUGGGCCAAGAUUCGCGACGACAACAAACAAUCGAUUCUUCACAAGCUUGUCGAGCUCCUCGACGAUGACGACGCUGCCAUUCAGUCUUGGAGCUUUGUGGGCAUAUCGUGUCUCGCCGUCCUGGACAAUGCCCCUACUGAACAGACAUCGUGGGAGCGCGCGUGGACCUACGCCAUUCGCAAGACAACUGUAACCCCAGUCUCGCGUGCGGCGUGUCACACUGUACAUGCGAUCCGUAUCGCCAAUAAGGUCGACCACGCUCGAUGCGUCCGUGACGUGCACACCCUUCUCACGAAUAUUAACAUUCAAGGACCGGCAACUGUGUCCGAGUCAUCGUGCGCGCUCCUCAUCGACUGCUUGGCUUUGGUUCGCGCCGACGCCGGACUCUACGAUGCCCAAUUGGAAGUCAAGGUCAUGGGAUGGUUUGACAAGACCUUUGCUCUCGAAGGUGCUGGUCGCACGGGUCCUCGCAUGGGGUCGGGCACCCCCGCAAACCACCUGGCUUUGCUUUGUUCCAUUGUGGCAUUCCCCCAGACUCCCAUCGCCGACGCCUCGGUUUUGGAGAACCUUCCCGACUGUCCUGUCGUCGACCGUAUCCUCCACGAAGCGAAGACCAUGGGCCUGCGAGGUUUCAUCCUGAACGGCACAAUCCCACCCGCUGUGGAGAGUUCAGACACGCCUUUGUCGUCGCAAUCCAAGUCACCAAACGGCAUCGAGUCGCUGGGCGUCCUGGAUCAGGGGCCUCGCAGGCUUUCCAACAUCUUGAACUCGGAGAUCGCCCAAGCGGCAAGGGAAUGGAUGGAGGUCGGCCGUGUUACUCCGGAAAGACUCCGCAAGACUAUUGACCUGGUCGUCCUCGUGUUCGCCUUCCAAGCAGUCUUGCAAGCGAACGGGAUCAGUCCCGACACUGAACAUGGUCUUGUGCCCGCAGCUGAACUGCUGGAGAAGGCCAUCAUCCCCCGCCUGCGCAACUUGUCCGACAAUGCGCCUGCCCAGCUCUUGGUGUGGCGCGGUUUCAUGCCAUUGUACUAUACCGCCUCGCCACAAUCCAACACUUGGCCACUGCUUUUGCGGCCAGAUGCCGCCUCUGGUAUCCGUCGAGACUACCUUCCCGAGCGGCAGUACGCGACUCACGAGCCCGAGGAAGAUGCGUCAUCCAACAACAGCGUCUUGGCGAUCAUUUGGAGGACGCCACAAGGGGUGUUGGAUAAACUGCUCGACGCCAGCAAGGGUGCGCUCAAGGGUGUGCUCAGUAAUUCACGUGGAUACGAGAGUGACGCUGCCAUCACCGUGGAUGACGACGACUUUGGCCCCAUCGUCAGCACGGAUAUGGACAACAUGUCACAGUCCUUGGAGGCGCAGCAGGCCCAACAGUCUACAACGUUGCUGCUCAAGACCUUUGUCGACAUUCGACUCUGCGGGCCCCGUCUGAAGACUCUUGAUUAUCGACCAACAAAGGACGUCGAUCUUGUUAACAAGUUUGUCGCCAGCGAAGGCGAACUACUUCACCAACUCGGUUUUGUCAUCUGCGACGCCAUUCAUGAAGGUAGCUUCCGCUUGACUUUCGAGAUCGUUGACUGUAUCCUGGCGGAGCUAAAGGAUCGCCUCAUGUCCUACGCCUACCAGCGUAGUCCGGAAGUGACGCGUCUAGUCAUCACGUUUCUCGCUCGCUCGGUGCACAUUUGGCUUGCCCCCAACAGUGGCCUCUCCGAAACGGCAAUGUCCAUGGUCAAGCUGAUGGUCUGGUAUGCUGAGCACGACCGCCUGAUGGCGUGGCAAGCACGACUUCAGCUGCUUCUUCUCAUCGACCAGUACGUCGACUAUGACCCAAGCUUUGACCUGUGGUUCCAGGUUACCGAUUCCGAGCAAGUCGACCUUAUGAUGGACGGCACCCAUGACGACCGCGGACCGAUGGACUUUGUCCUCAAGUCAACGAACGAUUCCGACAUUCGCGUCCGAUUCCGCGCUGCGUCGUCUGCCGCAAGCAUCCACUACCUUUCCCACCUGUCAGGCAACGUCAAGGACGGUGCCUACUAUGAUGUCUUGACGGCGCAGAGCAACGUGGCGCCAUCAUGGGACCGCUGUCUGACGGACCUCCUCUGGAAGCUCAACACAUGUUUGGCCAGUGCCCAUCUUCGCACCGCAGCCCUGUAUCACCUGUACGAGGUCGCCACUCACCAAGCGCACUUCACCUCCCAUCUCGAGCAUGGUCUUCAGGCAGUUGCUUUGCGCCUUGGUUUCGACUCGAUCAGGCCAAUGUAUGUCGCACACGCAAACAUGGUUGUCACCGCCCAGAUCAACAACCGUCAAGACCCUAUGGGCAUCCCGCCAGCCCUGUACGGAUGUUCCCGUCUCCAGGAGUUUGCCGAAAUCUGCCUUGAAGUCGUUGGCCCCAAGCUCCUCGUGGACAAUCGUAUGAAGUUCUUCAAUUCACUGUGUAAGACGGCCAACGUUCAGAAGGAUCAGGCUUUGAGGCGUUACUUUCCCACCGCCGCGGCAUACGCCGUUCCACUCGGCCUGUCAGCACUCACCGGCAACCCAUCCGAUGAGGCAAUCACCCAACAGGCGCAGGCUGCCCUCAACGAGCUUCCUCUACCGACCGAUUCCGCCAAAGUUACCAGUACCACGAUGGUUACUUCGAACAUUGCGUCUAUUGUGGCCCAUCUGAUGAGCCUGGUAGACUUUGAUGCCUCAAACGAAAUGGUCGUGUUGGCCCUCAACUCAGUCCACCCGACUGCCGGUCAUACGUUUGGCAGUCUGAUGGCCGAGCACGUCGCGCCGCUUGAUCCACCACCUGUGCUUGAGCCUCAUGUGCCCCUGGACGCUGUGCUGCGCGCCAAUAUCUUCUUCCGCCCCAACCUGGGCGAGAAUGAGCCGUCAAUGGUGUUUGACGCACUCAUUCACUUGUUCAACGCCAUCAACCAGGCAUACCUCGUCAACGAACAACUGCGGUAUCUUCGCUCGGUCGGUUUGCUUGCCGCCCUGUAUCCGGAGCAAUUCACCAACCGCCUCAUUCUCCAGCAGUUCCUUCACAACGUGAUUGAACUGCUGGCCCAAGACGACAUUGGCAGUGUGGCACAGUCCAUGCUCGAGUGGGGCUUCGAGCAGCUUUUGGCAGCGGAGGCCGCGCCUGUCAAGGGGACCACGCCUGUCAACAAGACCACGCCUGUCAUCAAGACCACGCCUGUCGAAGAGACCACGCCAGUCGAGGAGACUGCACCUGUCGAGGAGACCGCGCCUGUCGUCCUCACAAACUUGCUGAUCAGCCUGGGCAACAUUUACCCCAAAUUGCAGCACAGCGAGAUGCUCAAGCCAGUUGCGAUCCGCCUCAAUAUGUGGAUCAAGGCCAUUGCAGAGACGAAGGGGUGGAAGGACACGCCGAUCCAAGCUGCACUCAAGGUGGCCCUUAUCUUCUGGCCCAAACAGUGGACGGCUCACUUCCGUGACAAAUCGGACCCCACUUGCACCGACAUUGCCACGAUGGCCGAGGACCCAAGAAUGCAAGACCCGAUGACUCUAUGCCGCUACCUCGUGGAUGCGUUCAAAGACAGUGGCGGGGACAGCAAGGAUCUGUUCCUUUCGUCCACGUUUUGGUUUAUCAAGAAGGCCCUUACUGCGUCAAACUGGAAUCACGAUGGGGCCGUGGCGUUCCUCGACCUCCUGUAUAUGGCCAGUGGCAACGUUCACGCUCCAUCCAUGGACACUAUCGAUCGGCUCACGGGGCAAGACCAAUGGUCCGACUUGGUCAAGCAAUUUAGGCAAUGCCCUGAUGUUGCAAUUCGUAUUGCCAUUCUCAGCAAAGUGGCCGAGCAGACGACUUCGGAUGACUAUCGUCAGCGCACUACGGCGUUUGAGGUACUCCGCAAGACCAAGCCCCUCGUCUCGAAGCUUUUGGGGAGCUCGGAGCCAUCGGAGAGCUCGGAGGAACCGGGGAGUACAACCGUCAUGCCGCAGCACCUCUGUGACCUGAUAUCGCUGCUCGCCCCCACGACCUCCGUUGACACGACCCAUAAACCCAUUAUCAAGGCUCUGCUUGACAAGUCGGCCGGUUGGGUGUCCAAGUCGAGCUCACCCCGCGUCUGGGCCAACGACCUCGCCCUGCUCCUCAGUGCUUUGGCGGCACAGGAAGAUCUCAUCUACGCCUGUCUUAGGCCGCUCCUCUUGUCCCAGAGCCAUGCUGCGAUCGAAUUCUUGCCUCUCCUCGUUCAAGCUGUCCUGACCUGCGGAGCCCAAAAGUGCCCAGAUGCCAAGGCCCACAGGCAGUACUCUGCGACCCUCUCGACCCACUUCUCCGAGGUUCUGCAGUACCCAAGUGCGGCCACUGAGGCGCUCGAGACGAUCAUCAUGAUCAACCAACACCUGCGAAACUCGGUUCCGUCCUACGUUGUCGGCCCAUUGGCGCGCAACCACUGGCUGAGCAUUGAUCCGCUUUUGCUGAGUGCCGCUGCAGGCAAGUGUGGCGCGUUCGCAAGUUCACUCCUUUACCUGGAAAUGGCCAAGGAUCGUGACGAUCCAAGGGGACGUCCAGACCUGGAGUUGUCUGACCAUCGCAUCCAAAAGAUCAUGUACGACAUCUACAGCAACGUCGAGGACCCCGAUGCUUUCUACGCCAUUCAGAACAGCGACGUCAUGGACUCGUUGUUGCGUCAGUUGAACCACGAAGGCCAACCGAUCAACGCACUGGGGUACAACCUUGCAGGAUACGAGGCGACCCCUUCGGACAGACGUCGCCAACAACGUUUUGCCUUGGCUCACAACCUGCACGACCUGGGAGCCAACAAACUCGCAUAUGACCUCAUGAAGAAGUCCAGGGGCGACACAGAGGCCGACAAGGACUCUGAAGCCUUGACACUCGAGUUGGCAUGGCGUUUGUCAGACUGGGACGUCCCGCUGUCUCGUGACCAAGAAGCCACACCGAAUGGACGGUUCUACGCGGCUCUUCGUGCCGUCCACCGCGAGCGGGACCGUGAAGUGGCUCUCAGCGUAAUUGAUUCCACGAUCAAGGACGAGAUGAUCCACCUGCAGCAGAUUGGCGUGGAACGCAUGACUGAGAUCAAGCAGACUGCGGCCAGCCUUGUGUGCCUCCGCGACGUGGCGCUCUGGAACUCGGAUCCACUGCAGAGGGCAGUCAACGAGGGCGACUUUGACGGUGGACUCCUCAAGAGCUUUGUGGCGCUGGACACUUCCUUCAACUUUGGCAAUGCUGAACGCUUGUCCGCUACUCGCCUGUCUCUCAUCCGAUCGGCCCGGGCGAGAGAGAGCAAGAACUUAUUGGGCGACUUGACCUCCGUUCAGUCUGAGGGUCUUGCCAGCCUCGAGGUUUCCAGCCAGCUGCACUUGAGCAAGUUGGCACGCAAAAAGGGCAACCUUCAGGCUGCCGUGAAUGCCAUUACAGCGAUCGGCCAGCUGGAUAACAAGUUCUCUCAAUUACCCGAGGUGCAAGACGAGUUUUGUCAAAUUCUUUACGAUCAAGGUCAACACGCCCUCGCCAUUCGACACGUCGAGAACCUCAAGAGUGCGCUUGAUCCCAGGAGGGAUGUUCGUCGCAUGGCAGUGCUUCUCGGCCGCUCGGCACACUGGAACGCUCAGGCCAAACUCAAGUCCGCGGAUGAAAUUUGCCGCACGUUCGACACUGCCACUGAUCUUGCUGCCAAGUCAAACGUUUCUCUGCGAGAGCAAGGACAGUUGGCAUACAACUGCGCUGUCUUUUUUGACCAGCAGCUUGCGCUCCUGGCCGCUUCUCCUGAACUGGAGCGCCUCAGGUCGCUCGUCGCUCGUAAAAAGGCGGCGUCCCGGCAACUUGAGACGAGUCGCCCCCAGUCACCCCACAGCAGCCCUAGUCACAGGGUGGAUCACGAUCUCGAAGAAGAACGUGCUGCCAAACGCAGGAUCGAGGAGAAAAUGUCGACUCAUCUCUGCCGGGCUCUUGAGUCGUACGCAGUGGCACUGGCGAUCUGCGACGACCACGACGACUCGGUCAUUCGGCUGUGUUCGCUGUGGCUCGAGCACGACACCGAUGCGAAGGCCAGUGCGCGUUUGACAGUUGCGCUGAAAGGCGUAUCAUCGCACAAGUUUAUCGUCCUGGGCCCCCAGCUCGCUGCCAGGUUGUACUCUGGCAAGCCUUUGACCAAGUUCAACUCGCUGCUCAACGCAACGGUUCUUCGUCUCGCACGGGAGCACCCUUACCACAUCCUGUACCAAGUCAUCACUCUGGCGACCGGUGUUCCCAAGCCAACUCCGGCAUCUCGAUCCAAGGCCGCAGGAUCCAUCGAUGGACGUGGUGCCGCUGCAGCGGAAAUCAUGCAGCGCUUGCUGAACGAUGAAGGUCGCCCAGUGGCUGCUGGCGCUGCCAAGCACAUGACCACCUUUGCCAAGGCGUCUGUGGCAUGGUGCAACUACGGUACCCAGAGCAAGGAAUCUGACAACCGUGUGAUUGGAAAGCUGUUGCCCAUGCCUAAGGAGUGUUCCCUCCGCACACUUGUCAACCUCAACAUUCCGAUUGCAACGGUUAUUCCUCCCAUCGACUUGACCCUCGUGUACGCCAAUGUGCCCACUCUCCGCCAGUAUGUGCACAUGUACAAGCUUGCCAGCGGUAUCCACCGUCCUUCUAUCAUGACGGUGGUGGACUCCCUUGGACAGAAACAUGUUCAACUGGGCGACGACGAAGUUCGCCAAGACGCCGUCAUGGAACAGGUGUUCGAAAUGUCCAAUCGCCUUCUACAGCGUGAUGGCAAGGCGAGUGUACGCAACCUCAAGUUCCGCACCUACGCUGUAAUCCCGCUCGCGAACAAGACUGGCAUCAUCGAGUUUGUCGGCGGCACGUCUGCCAUCGGUGAAUGGCUCAAGCCCGCUCACCUAAGAUACCGCAAGAAGGACGACAUGUUGGCUGAUCAAAUACGCCGUCAACUCCAGCAGCUCCAGGCACACGACCACAUGGACGAAGCGAUCGUCGAAACCUACAAGCAGUGCAUGUCCCAUUUCCACCCUGUCAUGCGCCACUUCUUCACCGAGAAGCACCUGGAGCCUCUGGCGUGGUUUACGAUGAGGCUCAAGUAUGCGCGCAGUGUCGCAGUGACGUCCAUUGUCGGGCACAUGGUCGGCCUCGGCGACCGGCACUGUUCGAACAUCCUCAUCGACAACAACACCGGCGAGCUUGUGCACAUCGACUUUGGCAUUGCGUUUGACGAGGGCGCCAGGCUCCGUAUUCCCGAGCGUGUUCCCUUCCGCCUCACCAACGACAUUGUCGAUGGUCUGGGAAUGCACGGCGUCGAGGGCACCUUCAAAGAAUGUGCCGGACAUACCCUGCGCGUGCUUCGCGAGUCUUCCGAGCUCAUCCUCACCAUCCUCGAGGUGUUCAAGCAUGACCCGCUCUAUGCCUGGGCGGCGGACCCGGAGAAACUCAUGCGUGCUGGUGGUGGUGGUGGUGGUCUCAUUGACCUGUCAACUGUCGUGUCGAGCCAAGACAAGGCCGACAAGGUCUUGACAACCGUCCGCGCCAAACUCUCAAAUGCCACGGCUGUUCCGCAAACGGUGAACCAGCUCGUGCAGCAGGCACGCGACACGCGCAACCUUGCCGCCAUCUUUGUUGGCUGGCAAUCGUGGAUGUGA